UCUGGAUGGCUGUGUGGAAAAAGCUUGGUGAGCUCAUCUCCUGUCCUGGGUGUAAACGAGUAUAUCUUACCAGGGAUGUAACUGAACAUUUUUUUCUGCAUUGUGUUCCUACUGAGCAACCCAAGAUGGCCAGGAACUGCUCCGAGUGCAAGGAGAAGAGGGCAGCACAUAUCCUCUGCACCUACUGCAAUCGCUGGCUGUGCAGCUCUUGCACAGAGGAACACCAACACAGCCCUGUCCCUGGGGACCCGUUCUUUCCUCGGGCCCAGAAGGGAUCUCCAGGAGUGAAUGGUGGUUCCGGAGACUUCACCUUGUAUUGUCCUCUACACACACAGGAAGUACUCAAGCUAUUCUGUGAGACAUGUGAUAUGCUCACUUGCCAUAGCUGCCUAAUGGUGGAACACAAAGAACACAGGUGCAGACAUGUUGAAGAAGUUUUGCAAAACCAGAGGAUGCUUCUGGAAAGUGUGACUACACAGGUGGCACAUAAGAAAUCCAGUCUACAGACAUCUGCAAAGCAAAUUGAGGACAGGAUUUUUGAAGUGAAGCAUCAGCAUAGGAAGGUGGAAAACCAGAUCAAAAUGGCCAAGAUGGUUCUGAUGAAUGAGCUGAACAAACAGGCCAAUGGGCUAAUAGAGGAAUUAGAGGGGAUUACUAAUGAGAGAAAGCGGAAGCUGGAACAGCAGUUACAGAGCAUCAUGGUUCUCAACCGUCAGUUUGAGCAUGUGCAGAAUUUCAUCAACUGGGCUGUCUGCAGCAAAACCAGUGUCCCUUUUCUUUUCAGCAAAGAGCUGAUUGUGUUUCAGAUGCAGCGAUUGCUGGAGACAAGUUGUAACACAGACCCUGGCUCCCCUUGGAGUAUCAGAUUCACCUGGGAGCCUAACUUCUGGACCAAGCAGCUGGCUUCUCUUGGCUGCAUAACUACUGAAGGUGGACAAAUGUCCAGGGCAGAUGCUCCUGGUUAUGGAGGCUUACAGGGGUCAUCACCCUUUUAUCAAAGCCACCAGUCUCCAGUGGCUCAGCAAGAGGCUCUUAGCCACCCCUCACACAAGUUCCAGUCUCCAGCAGUGUGCUCCUCAUCUGUGUGCUGCUCCCACUGCUCCCCAGUCUCGCCUUCCCUCAAAGGCCAGGUCCCCCCACCCAGCAUACACCCAGCCCACAGUUUUAGGCAGCCCUCUGAGAUGGUGCCUCAGCAGCUGGGGUCUCUGCAGUGCUCUGCCCUGCUGCCCAGGGAGAAAGAGCUGGCCUGCAGCCCUCAUCCACCAAAGCUGCUGCAGCCCUGGCUGGAAACCCAGCCCCCUGUGGAGCAGGAGAGCACAUCCCAGCGGCUGGGGCAGCAGCUGACUUCCCAGCCCGUGUGCAUUGUCCCCCCACAGGAUGUUCAGCAAGGAGCCCAUGCCCAGCCCACCUUACAGACACCCUCUAUCCACGUCCAGUUUGGCCACCACCAGAAGCUGAAGCUCAGUCACUUUCAGCAGCAGCCACAGCAGCAGCUACCACCUCCACCACCACCCCUCCCCCACCCCCCACCUCCCCUCCCGCCUCCCCCACAGCAGUCACACCCACCUCUACCUCCAUCCCAGCAUCUGGCUUCUAGUCAGCACGAGAGCCCUCCUGGCCCUGCCUGUUCUCAGAACAUGGACAUAAUGCAUCACAAGUUUGAGCUGGAGGAAAUGCAGAAGGACUUGGAGCUUCUUCUCCAGGCUCAACAGCCCAGCCUGCAACUGAGUCAGACCAAAUCUCCUCAGCAUCUUCAGCAAACCAUUGUGGGGCAGAUCAACUACAUUGUGAGGCAGCCAGCACCUGUCCAGUCCCAGAGCCAGGAGGAGACCCUGCAGGCUACAGAUGAGCCCCCAGCAUCUGAGGGCUCAAAGCCAGCUCUCCAUCUUGACAAGAAUACUGCUGCUGCCUUGCCCCAGGCAUCUGGGGAAGAAACCCCUCGCAGUGUCCCCCCAGUGGACAGCACCAUCCAGCACUCCUCUCCAAAUGUGGUGAGAAAGCACUCCACCUCGGUGAGCAUCAUGGGCUUUUCCAACACUCUGGAGAUGGAGUUGUCAUCUACCAGGUUGGAGAGGCCCCUAGAACCACAGAUCCAGAGUGUGAGCAACCUGACAGCUGGUGCCCCCCAGGCAGUACCAAGCCUGCUGAGUGCUCCCCCCAAAAUGGUGUCCAGCCUGACAAGUGUUCAAAACCAGGCCAUGCCCAGCCUGACAACCAGUCACCUACAGACUGUGCCCAGCCUUGUGCAUAACACAUUCCAGUCCAUGCCCAACCUGAUAAGUGACUCCCCUCAGGCUAUGGCAAGCCUGGCAAAUGAUCACCCUCAGGCUGGGUCCAGGCUAAUGUCUGGUCACACCCAGGCUGUGCCGAGUCUUGCAACUUGUCCUCUGCAGAGCAUCCCUCCAGUUUCUGACAUACAGCCAGAAACCGGGUCCAGCUCCAGUUCUGGCCGAACUUCAGGGAGCCUGUGCCCCGGAGAUGGGGCUGAUCCCUCCCUGGGGAAUGCUCUGUGUAAGAUGGAAAGUGAGGAUUCCACUCACUUCAGUGACUCACUGGGACAAGGUCUCAUAGUCCCUGGUCUGGAUGCUCCCAAGGACUUGGCCAUCCCCUCAGAGCUGGAGGAGCCAAUUAACCUCUCUGUGAAGAAACCUCCACUGGCGCCAGUGGUCAGCACAUCUACAGCUCUGCAGCAGUACCAGAACCCAAAAGAGUGUGAGAAUUUUGAACAAGGAGCCCUAGAGCUGGAUGCAAAAGAGAACGAGAGCAUCAGAGCCUUCAAUAGCGAGCAUAAGAUUCCCUAUGUGCGACUGGAGCGACUCAAGAUCUGUGCUGCCUCCUCAGGAGAGAUGCCUGUGUUCAAACUGAAGCCACAGAAGAAUGAUCAGGGUGGGAGCUUCCUGCUGAUCAUCGAGUGUGGCACUGAGUCCUCCAGCAUGUCCAUUAAGGUCAGCCAGGACAGACUGUCUGAGGCCACCCAGGCCCCAGGUCUGGAGGGAAGAAAGGUCACUGUCACUUCUCUGGCUGGGCAGCGGCCACCAGAAGUGGAGGGCACAUCUCCUGAAGAACACAGACUCAUUCCUCGAACCCCAGGAGCCAAGAAGGGCCCCCCAGCCCCAAUAGAGAAUGAGGACUUCUGUGCUGUUUGCCUCAAUGGUGGAGAGUUACUGUGCUGUGACCGCUGCCCCAAAGUGUUCCACCUCUCCUGCCAUGUGCCAGCCUUGCUCAGCUUCCCAGGGGGAGAGUGGGUGUGUACCUUGUGCCGCAGCCUGACCCAGCCCGAGAUGGAGUACGACUGUGAGAAUGCCCGCUAUAACCAGCCUGGAAUGCAGGCAUCUCCUGGCCUAAGCAUGUAUGACCAGAAGAAGUGUGAGAAGCUGGUAUUGUCCUUGUGCUGCAAUAACCUCAGCCUGCCCUUCCAUGAACCUGUCAGCCCCCUGGCCCGGCAUUAUUACCAGAUUAUCAAGAGGCCCAUGGACCUGUCAAUCAUCCGGAGGAAGCUGCAAAAGAAGGACCCGGCUCACUAUACCACCCCAGAGGAGGUGGUAUCAGAUGUGCGCCUCAUGUUCUGGAACUGUGCUAAGUUCAAUUACCCUGACUCCGAGGUUGCAGAGGCCGGCCGCUGCCUGGAAGUGUUCUUUGAGGGCUGGUUGAAGGAGAUCUACCCAGAGAAACGGUUUGCCCAGCCAAGGCAGGAGGACUCAGACUCCGAGGAGGUGUCUAGUGAGAGUGGAUGUUCCACUCCCCAGGGCUUCCCGUGGCCUUCCUACAUGCAGGAGGGCAUCCAACCCAAGAGGCGGCGACGACAUAUGGAGAAUGAAAGAGCAAAAAGAGUGUCAUUUCGCCUGGCCAACAGCAUCUCUCAGGUGUGAGAGCCAAAAGGAGACUGGGCACUCUGGCAGCUGUUGUCCCAUACUGUCGACCAUUCCUUCCCAUCAUGCAGCUUAUCCUCUUCAGAGUGUGGAUGGUAGAUGAGUCUUGUUGAACUGUGUAGUGCUCUUCUUUGCCAUUUGCAUCUACAGCAUUUAUUUGGGAGCCGUAGUACAUCCACUACAGAGAAGAUUUCAGUAAUAAACAGGAAAGAGGAAGGUAUUUAUUAUUACCAGAGUAAUCAAUUGUAUAGGCUCCACUUGACAAGACCACACCUGGUUAGGCUUGGGAGGACCUACUUUCCUUGGUGAAUUUUUUUCUGCCUGGGAAAGCAGACCUGUCUAACCUUUUAGUGUCCAGGGCUCAGGAGCCAUGUAUACAUCUGAACUCCUCCUGGGCUCAGAAGUGGGUAAAAGAAGGGAGAGAGGUUUAGACAUAUGGCAGGACUGUGAUCCCUGGCCCAGCACAGCCAAAGACUGUCACUGUUUGCCUUUGCUUGUCCUGUCUGGAUAGAGGCAUCUGCCAUGUGCAGACUAGUGGAGGUUUCUAGAGGCCAUAGGUCUCAAUUUGUGCCUGUUUGGGUUCUAACGGUUUUCAGGGUAUUUGUUUUGCAUAGUCACUUUCCUGAUGUUGACAUAGGUGGCUGCUGUGAAAAUGUUGUGGAUGGUGUGACAUUCUUGGUUGAGCUGGGUGGCUGUGCAGAGACCACUUACAUCUUCUGGUUCAGAUUUCACUUACAGACUUAGAAAGAUGUCCACUUCAGAGCCCGCCCUCUGUGCUACUUACUCUGGGCUAAUCACACUUCUUUAGGGUGAGAACCUGCCUUCCUAGAAGUGACUGUUGGUGCUUGUCAGUGGCCAUACCCUUCAUCAUCCUCAUUUAGAGGUCUGGAUCUUGAGUUCUGCUUGUGAAUACUGUGAGACAGCUGCUGUCUGCUUCAGGUCCAGAGUUCCAUUGGGUGGAGAGAGUAACCCACAACCAGCUCACUCCUCUGGGCCUCUCUUCCUGCUUAAAGAUUCUAGUUCUCAACCUCUCCAAGUUCAUGAGCCAAAGAUCAGAAGUGAGUCUUCUGACUAGCCUGCCUCCAGGCUGUCUACAGCCCCAAAAAAGCUAACACUUUUCUGGCAGCCCUUUUUGUUGGAGGUUAGAGAAGGCCUCAGGGACCAACAGGGGCCAGAUCUAGACAUUCCUGGGGGAAGUUUGUCUAAGGUGGACAGGGGGAAAAAUCAAGAGGCAAAAAGCCAGUGUCCUUUGGUGACUGUGAAGCAACCUCAGAGCCUUAGUUCUCCUAGAAUGCAGAGAGAAGCAUUCUGGAAGCCAUGGGAACAGGAGCUUGAGGCUGCAUCCUGAAUGGAUCUGCAUGGCCCUCGCAGGGUGUUUGUGAAGAUACUGGAGGUCAGGCUACCUCCCAAGCAAGGGCUUGGUUGAGAAGGAACCCAUUGCUUAUAUUGUUGGGGGAGCUAUGAACCUGACAUGUCAGUGGCCAGGACUGAGACAGCUCUCCCUGGUUCUGUCAUUGCGUAGCUAAUUUCAGGGGAGUCUGAGGUCAUGGCUUUGUUUUUGCUAAGAGAUGAAGUUCAAGGAUGUUGUUUGUAGGGCCUUUGCUAAUGAGCAGGUUUUUUUUUUUUUAAUUAGAAAACAUUUCUUCUCUCUUUGUGAGUUGAUGGUAUUGCUCAUUUCCUUCUCUACCCAACCUGAGAGAUCAUCUUCACUUUAAAGCAAACCAUGCCCCUUGGCUUGCCAUUCUUUCAGCAGCACAUGCCACGUUCUCCUAAGCAGAUGGGCUUCCGUGAUCCCGUUUUCUAGUUUGGGGUAACUGAGUCUUCAAUGCUUUACUAGUCCGACAGUCUUUGGACUUAGGCUUCUGCCCUUUGAGACUCACAUGACUUUUUGGUUUGGGGUCUGGUCAUUUCCCUUUCAAUUUUUGAAUCUUCUUCUCUGUUCAGUUGGCUUGGCAAAGUACCCUCUGUUCUCAUGUCACUAAUUCUUGCUCUAGGUCAUCUUCCCUUUGUGCAGCCCACAUUCCCACCAUCCCUGUGAGCUUUGUUGUACUUGGUGUUGGGCAGCUGGUGAGUGUUGUGACAGGCUCAGACCUGAUCCUUCCUCAGGAGCAACUGGAGACCACAAAUUUAAAGCAGAAAUGCCUGUUAAAAGCUUGGCUUUCCUUAUAUCAGUGAGGCUCCCAGCUUGGGUGUGGCCUCCUGGGCUCAAGGAUCAGCUUGCUGGGCCAGGGGGGUCUUAGUAAUGUGCUGGAGAGACACAUGCUCCCUUCUCAUCACAGAGAGCCUGCAUGUUUAGACACCUGCCUCUUGCUAGCUUUUCCUUUAGACCUAGCCACCAGUGGUUUGAGUCAUGGUUUUGUUUUGUUUUUGCAUGCAAAAACCAGAACAUGACUUAGAAAUUAAAAAAAAAAAUCCUGCUAGCCAA
Molecule: messenger RNA, 6294 nt
Organism: Nomascus leucogenys (northern white-cheeked gibbon)
Lineage: Eukaryota; Metazoa; Chordata; Mammalia; Primates; Hylobatidae
Source: RefSeq, a predicted model, not a curated record